AUGGCGGGUGCGUGCCGCAUGCGUGGCGGGUACAUGGCAGCUUGUCUCCAGCAUCAGAGCUGUGAAAUGUGUGUGACCUCGGAGCUGACCUUCAACUGCAGCUGGUGUCAUGUCCUGCAGAGAUGUUCCAGUGGGUUUGACCGAUACCGUGAGGAGUGGCUGUCUUACGGCUGUGGCCAGAAGUCAGAUGAGAAGACGUGCGAGGAUUUAGCAGAAGAUGACCACUACUCGGCACCGCCUGAUAGCUCUUUCUCACCGUUUGAGGAGGAUGUCACCACAUCCACUUCCUCGCUUUUCAUCGACAGCCUCACUACAGAAGAUGAUACAAAGCUCAAUCAGUAUGCAGGAGGCGAUGGUGUAGGAAGCAGCCUUCCUUCAAAGAAAGCAGGAACCCCGAUUCACACAGGUACUAUCGUGGGGAUAGUUCUAGCUGUGUUGCUCAUUGCAGCUAUUAUCCUUGCUGGAAUUUACAUCAACAGCCAUCCCACCUCAAAUGCCGCCCUGUUCUUCAUUGAGCGAAGGCCACAUCGCUGGCCUGCCAUGAAAUUCCGAAAUCACACCAACCAUGCAACAUACUCCGAGGUGGAGCCAGCCAGCCAUGAGAAGGAGGGCUUUGUUGAAGCGGAACAAUGCUGAGUGCUUCCUCCCCUGCGUCUUUAAUGUCCCAUGUCCCAAGUGUUGGAAUCUUCUGUUAUUCUAUUGCAAAGUCUUUCCCCUCCUAGAAAAGAAACAGCAACUAGAGGAAAAAGGCCCACUGGAGCAUUGAAAAGAAUGAGUCAGGCCAACGUGAAGGUGCGACUUGCCUGGAUUCCUCAUGGGACAGCAGAGCCAGAAGCAAAGGCAGUGAGCUGUGACACCAGAUUCUGCCUGCAGUCUGGCACCAAAGCCCUGGAUGUGUCAGGAGAAAACAGGGCAGUCAAAGUUCUGGUUUGGUUUUGGUGCGUGUGUGUUGGGGGAUGUUUAUUUUUUCUUCUCUCCUAUGUGUGGUUGUCCCCUUCCAUCCUUCUCCAAAAGUCUUAACAUGGGCAGUUCACAGGUGGGCCAAAUCUAGGUACUUUGCCUGAGUACAUUGUUGCCUAAGGCAGCAGGCUCUUUGGAACAGCAAAAUAGACCGUGUUUGCUGCACACUCUGCCUAUGCUUGCACUCAGGAUCAGGCUGGUUGCCUCUGUCUCUCUCCACGGAGAGGCCAGGUGGUUGGGGGACAGAUGCUGUUGGUGGCCACAGGAGUAGUAAGGCUGGUUCUCCAGGGCUCAUCUCACCUGUCCCAUCCUCCUGCUCCCCAGCUCUGUCCCUUUCUCUGCUAUCCCCUUUGCCUUCUUUUGGGGCAGGCAACAUUUAGUUUCUUCUUCAUGGCUGAGGAGACUUAGGCCCUUGUCUUCAUCCUGCAGUUGUUCUUCCCACACCAUGUCUUCAAAUCCUCUCCUUUCAAGGAAACAGCUUCUACCCCCUGCUCAGGAAGAAAGAGAAAUCUGAUCUAUUUUUAAGAGCAAAGCCCUGCAGAAAAUUCACCUCCAUGUUGUUUGUUAACAAAUGGCUCUGAUGCGCUUUCUGGCAUCUAAUUAGUUUGCUAAAUUACUGACUAUGACCCUUACCCUAAAGGAGUCAGAGGGUGAAAAAAAUCUUAGAUUCCCUCAAACCAUGCAUCUUUGGCACUGCCACUAAUCCAGCAGGAACAGGAUAAGUUUCAAAGCAAGAGGAUGGGCAUAGAGCAUUAUCAAAAGCAGCGUUCUCCCAAGGGCUAAAUCUUGAUGUAAAUCCCAGCUCACUUUUCAUGGUAAUUUCAUAUAAAGAAAGAACCAAGGCAUACAUGGUAUGCCAUGCCAUGGUACAAUUGAAAAUCUAAAAAUCAUUUUGUUAACAUCAUAGUGUUUAAAACCCGCUAAAGUCAGUGGCAGUUUAUUUAUUGAUUUUGAUUACACCUGUGGUAGACUCCUGGUCUGGAUUUGUACCGAUAUCAUGAUUCCAGAAUCUGACCCUCAUUAAGAACUUCAAUGCUAGACCUCUCAGGGUUUUCUGUUCCUUCUGUGCAAUCAGCAUUAAAGACUAAUCUUCAGAAAUACUCUAUCCUAUUUCUACAGAAAAAUAGAGUUCUGGCUGGUGCAGAAUUGGGCCCUAAACUGAGGAAAGCUUGUUUGAAAAAAGACAGUGUCCAAAGUCCAAAGUAAGGUAAAGUUUUCUUUCCCCCACCAAAAAAUGGUGUGGGUUAUAUGUUAUUUUUUUUUCUUUUUUCUUAUUUUUUUUCCUUCUUGAUCCUCAGUUAUUUAUUCUGAUACCAUGUUUGGUACAUAUUUUAUCCACUGGCUGGUUCAGCUGUCACUGAGGGUGAUUACUGCCAAAGGCAGGGUCUGUCUAAUUAAUGUUUUCCUUCUCAUCUGCUGAAUUUAUAGAGCCAUUGAAGAUAAAUAUGGAUGCUCUGUGGCAUUUAGACCCCAGAUUAUACUUGCUCAUACAUAGUCACCAGGGAGACUUUUGCUGCAUCUUAUUAUGGCCUAAAGACACCAAAACACUCAAACAGGGUAAGUCACUGAGUUGUGCCAAGCUGUUAUGGCCCACACAGUCUCUCUUUAGAGAUAUUUUGAAGAUAAACUCUAUUCCUAAGUAAAGCUUUUAGCUGCAAGAUUGUUUUCUCCCUGUUUCCCUCAAGUAGAAUGAAUUCAAAAGCAUACCGUCAUCUAGUUCUUGCUCCAGAUCUGAUCUGCUUUGAAAGGGUUAUAAGCUGAUAGGAAAAUUUCUCUGGACUUACUUCUUUUCAAAUAAUGGCCUUUUUUUUACUAUUUUUCUUAACAUUCAUACCCAGAUUUUUUGGGUGUUCCUCUUCCCCUCCUACCCCCAGAAAUACCAGGCAAUAUCGAACAAUUGUGAAAUGCUGCGAAUUUAAAAGAAAACAGCGUGCAAUUGAGCUGUAUAAAUCACUGCUGCAUUACUGCAUCUAGAAUCUUAGAUUCAAAAAAAAGGAUUAGACAUUUAGGUGGAAAAUAACAACAUCCAAACGCCAUAGCACAGAAACGACUGAAGUAUAUAAAGCACCUGUAUUUCAGGGCAGAUGC
Struthio camelus australis is the source of this 3048-nucleotide messenger RNA. Lineage: Eukaryota; Metazoa; Chordata; Aves; Struthioniformes; Struthionidae. The record is from RefSeq and is a predicted model, not a curated record.